AUGUCUUUAACUCAAGUGGAGGAAGGAUUCCCAUCUUGUCGAAACUGGUCAUCUAAUAUAGAGCUGAAUGGCACCCAGGAGGCUUUUGGAAACCCCUCUGCAGACUAUGAUGAGGAGGAAUUUCUGCAAUACCUUUGGAAGGAAUAUUUGCAUCCCAAGGAAUAUGAAUGGGUUCUGAUUGCUGGAUAUAUUAUUGUGUUUAUUGUGGCUCUGGUUGGAAACAUCCUGGUUUGUGUUGCAGUAUGGAAAAACCACCACAUGAGAACAGUCACCAAUUACUUCAUAGUAAACCUCUCACUGGCUGACGUCCUUGUCACCAUCACUUGUCUUCCAGCGACGCUAGUGGUGGAUAUCACCGAGACGUGGUUCCUUGGGGACAGCCUGUGCAAGGUGAUCCCUUAUUUGCAGACUGUGUCGGUCUCUGUUUCCGUGCUAACCCUGAGUUGCAUCGCCCUGGAUCGAUGGUAUGCAAUUUGUCACCCUUUGAUGUUUAAAAGCACAGCCAAGCGGGCCAGGAACAGCAUUAUCAUUAUCUGGAUUGUGUCCUGCAUUAUAAUGAUCCCCCAGGCAUUUGUCAUGGAGUGCAGCCAUGUCUUGCCAGCAUUAGCCAACAAGACCAUCUUAUUCACGGUUUGUGAUGAACGCUGGGGAGCUGAAGUCUACCCCAAAAUGUACCACACUUGUUUUUUCCUGGUUACAUAUAUGGCCCCAUUGUGUCUGAUGGUGUUGGCCUAUCUACAGAUAUUUCAAAAGCUAUGGUGCCGACAGAUUCCAGGAACUUCAUCUGUGAUUCAGAGAAAGUGGAAGCCUCUGCAAUCCACAGCACAGGCGCAAAGGCAGAAGCCAUCGGCAAAUUUUAGGAUUAGUGCUGUGGCAGCCGAAAUCAAACAAAUCCAAACCCGGAGGAAAACAGCACGUAUGCUCAUGGUCGUUCUCCUGGUUUUUGCCCUCUGCUAUCUCCCAAUUAGCAUUCUCAAUGUAUUAAAAAGGGUGUUUGGGAUGUUCAACAAUGCUGACGACAGAGAAACAGUGUAUGCCUGGUUUACAUUCUCCCACUGGCUUGUAUAUGCAAAUAGUGCAGCAAACCCAAUUAUUUAUAACUUUCUCAGUGGAAAAUUCCGAGAAGAAUUCAAAGCAGCUUUUUCCUGCUGCUGCUGCUUUGGCAUUAGCCACCACAACGAGGACCGGCUUCGAGGACGGACAAGCACAGAAAGUCGGAAAUCCUUGACCACCCAGAUCCCCCAUUUUGACCAUGCUACCAAGUUAUCAGAGCACGUUGCAUUGACUCACAUAAGCACACUCCCAACAAAUGGCACUGGACCUAUUCACAGCUGGGAGCAUCCCAGUUUCUCUGUGGUUUAA
Molecule: messenger RNA, 1362 nt
Organism: Zootoca vivipara (common lizard)
Lineage: Eukaryota; Metazoa; Chordata; Lepidosauria; Squamata; Lacertidae
Source: RefSeq, a predicted model, not a curated record